UCGUCCGGCACAAAUAUAGUGCUAUUUGUGACCGUUGACCUUUAACCUCCAAGGCAGUCGUGGACGUGGAGAUGUUGUGAUACGUGAUCGGUUUUAAUACAAUUUUCGCUUCAAAGCAACUUUCAUGAAGACAUCAUGUUCACGUUGUUGCACGGUCUGUGGAAGUACCUGUUCCAGAGAGAUGAAUACUGUAUCCUCAUCUUGGGGCUUGAUAAUGCAGGCAAGACGACAUUUCUGGAGCAAACCAAGAUCCAGUUCACACGAAACUACAAAGGAAUGAACUUGAACAAAAUCACAAGCACAGUGGGACUCAAUGUUGGAAAGAUUGAUGUGGGUUCGGUCCGGCUGAUGUUCUGGGAUCUGGGUGGGCAGGAGGAGUUGCAGUCCCUAUGGGAUAAGUACUAUGCAGAGUCACAUGGUGUCAUUUACAUGAUAGACUCUGAUGACAGGGAAAGGUUACCAGAGUCCAAACUUGCCUUUGACAAGAUGCUUGGCAGUGAAUCAUUGGAAGGUGUCCCACUCCUUGUAGUGGGCAACAAACAAGAUAUUGAGAAUUGUAUGACAGUUGCAGAUAUAAAAGAUGUUUUCAAUGAGAGUGCACCUCGGAUAGGCAAACGGGACUGCUUGGUGCAACCAGUGUCAGCUUUGCAAGGGACUGGGAUCAAUGAGAGCAUUGAAUGGAUGGUUCAGUGUGUCAAGAGGAACAUCCACAGACCACCCAAACGGAGUGACAUCACCUGACAAUGGUCCCCAUACUUCUCCAGUUCUACACAUCUGUCCUAAGUGAAUCCUGAUGAGGCCAUUACUACUUACCACUCCCUUGACUAGGUAUUGUCCUUCUGCAUGUGACAGGAUAAAUAAAAAAGGCAACUCCUUUUUGUGGAGUAUUAUAUAGACAGAUACAUUUACCAUCAGGAUACAUGUAUACAUAGUUUGGCAGAGUUGACACUUCUAGCUGCCUGCUGCUGCCAUCUAUUGAAUUGCAACCCAAAAAAUUAUCUUUUGGAAAGUC
This is a messenger RNA of Branchiostoma belcheri (Belcher's lancelet), 1012 nucleotides long. Its product is annotated as ADP-ribosylation factor-related protein 1-like. The coding region runs from base 136 to 741 and encodes 201 amino acids. Gene Ontology annotation, cellular component: Golgi apparatus. The transcript is spliced from 8 exons. Gene Ontology annotation, molecular function: GTP binding; GTPase activity. Lineage: Eukaryota; Metazoa; Chordata; Leptocardii; Amphioxiformes; Branchiostomatidae. The record is from RefSeq and is a predicted model, not a curated record. Gene Ontology annotation, biological process: intracellular protein transport; protein localization to organelle; Golgi to plasma membrane protein transport.